Prinia subflava (tawny-flanked prinia) is the source of this 2213-nucleotide messenger RNA. It is a transcript of the gene SMIM20, whose product is annotated as small integral membrane protein 20. Lineage: Eukaryota; Metazoa; Chordata; Aves; Passeriformes; Cisticolidae. The transcript has 3 exons. The coding region runs from base 1 to 765 and encodes 254 amino acids. Gene Ontology annotation, cellular component: mitochondrial inner membrane. Gene Ontology annotation, biological process: mitochondrial respiratory chain complex IV assembly. The record is from RefSeq and is a predicted model, not a curated record.
AUGCUGCCGCUGCGGCGCUGCCCAGCGCGGCACGGACUGCGCGGCCGGCCCGGAGACAAGGAUGCGGCAGAUCCGGCUUCCUGGAGGAGGGGCCGCCGCCCGGGCAGGGCAGGGCAGGGCAGGGCCCCGCUCCGCCGCCGCAGGUGCAGAGGGGCUGGGCCAGGAGACGCCGAGCCUCGGCCGCGCUGCGCAGCUCCGUGGAGGCUCCUCGCAGCUCCGUACAGCAGGCGCCGGGCGGCGGCCCGGGAGCGACGCGCCCGGCAGGGAUCCCCGCGCAGGGCCGCGCCCGCCCGCUCCCUUGGCGGCUCCCCGGUGGCCCCCGCCCUCCCGCCUCGACGCUGCACCACCGGCGCAGUCUCGGGCCGGGACAGCUCCCGCUGCGGGGCGAGGCGCCUUAGGGCGGGGCGGCGGGACCGGGGCGCAUCAUGUCAGGCUGCCCGGGCCGGGCUGACAGCGCGGCGGCCCCGGCCCCGUGCCCGCACUGCGCCCGCCGGCCGCGCGGGGGCGCGCUCCCGCCGGGCCGGGCAGUGCCCGCGCCGCGGGCCCCGGAAGGCGCCGCGCAGGCCCCGCACCGUGUCCGCCGGGACCAUGGCCGGGCUGGCCCGCACGCUCGGCAUCUUCAGCGCCUUCGUGGCCGUGGUGGGAGCCGCCUUUUACCCCAUUUAUUUCCGGCCGCUGCUGCUGCCGGAGGAGUACAAGAAAGAACAGUCAAUAAACCGAGCUGGUAUUGUUCAAGAGAGUAUUCAGCCUGCAGCAAGCUGCUAAGGAUUCAGACCAACUUGAUGGAAAUAUACCUUUGACAGAUGACAGCAGGAUUUCAUGAGUGAUUUCUGUCUCAAGACGACUGCCCCUUCUCCACAGCCAGCAAGUAGCAAUAGCAUUUUAAAAGAAGGAUGUCAGAGAGCAGCUUGGUUUUCUCAGCUGUCAUCAUUAUUUGUUUCUCUCCUGGCCAAACCACCAGAAGCAGGUUAAGGAUGAUACAAACUAGCAACAAAUCAUGGGGUGGAGGACUGAGCAUGUGACAAUGCUCAGGCUAUGGUGCAAACAUUCGAGCUACGUUUCGAAAGCCUGGAUUUGUGUUCAGCAGAGUUCAUGAGUGAAAAAUAAAAGUCUCUGACGAUAACAAUCAACAACAUCAAUCUCAUUAGUGUCUGCUCUUCAGAGAAGAGGCUGGAGUGGAUCCCGUCAAGCUGUGAUUUGGUUCAGUGCACUGGGGAAGGUUCCUAGAAGCAUUACCCCAGCUUCUUUACACUGUGCACUGAAGGGAAAAAAACAACAUUUGGCAAUUUGUUGUCAAUAUUUGUAUAACUCCUGAUGCCACUAAAACUGCAUAUGUAGGCUUUAAACUAACAAAAACAAAGCCAUGGCCAAGCUGGAGGGCUGGAUUUGUUUCCAUGCACAAUUAGGUUUAUUUGUUUAGGUCUCAUUUUAUUUGCUUUCAGAUGACUCAGAUAGGAGUAUUGCAAUCCUUUCAAAGUGGUGUUCUGUGUAUUUUUGGCAUUGGGCUUAGCCAAAUGUGGAAAGAAUUGGCUGCUCAAUAGUAUUUUCUUAUCCAGAGGUUUUUUCAAACUUUUGAGAGGAACUGAAGGAAUGUCCCUUCCAUGCCAGGCUUUCCCCCCUUCCCCUUCACAGCGUCUCUCCGUAUUAUUGUUAAAGAGCACAGGAAUUUUAAAACACUCCUCUGUUGUGCAACUGUUAGCAACUGCUCUUAUUAAUUGCUUUACCAUUAUGCUGCAUAUUUAAAUUCUCACUGGUGUCAUCCAUAACAUGCUGCUGUGAGUGUCUUUUAACCCAUUCCAAUAGAAUAUAUCAGUGGGGCCUUGCUCAGAAUCUCCCAUCCUGCUAGGCCAGCUCUGGGCUUGCUGAAAAUGAUUUCCUGCAGACAUGAAGGGAUAUGUACAUUUUGGCAAGUAGCCAAGUUUUCUGUUGGGAAUUAGUCACUAAGGGCAGAUUAUUUUCCAGUGGACAUACUGGUAUGCUAUCAGUUAAGAGAAUUGUCUUAAAUCUCAGCACCAUGUUGUUUCUUUUAUUCCCCAGCUCCCCAAAAUAUAAAAGAAAACAAAAAAGCUGCAUUUUUUUUGUCUCUUCUGUGUUAUAUGUGUAGGAAGCAAUGGCUUUUAAUUACUGCUUUAGGCACCACUGUAUUUUUGGGAGAUUUUUUCCCUUUGUUUUCUUCUGAUAAUUUUGCUUCUAGAAAUACUCCCUCAGAUGAU